CCCUUUGCCCGAGGAACCUCGGAGGCUCCCGGACUUCUGAUGGAAGGGCUUGGAGGGACCCCCUGAGUCCAGAGAGUUUCGGAGGCAGCAAUAAAAGACACCCUUGAGGCCUUCUCUGCCAUCUCCUCCAUGUGGUGAAGGGAAAAGAGCCGCCAUGCAGCCAGCUAAGGGUGGGUUGUCCUUUGAAGAAGUGGCUGUGUAUUUCUCCAAGGGGGAGUGGGCCCUGCUGCGCCCAGCCCAGAGAGCUCUCUACAAGGAAGUCAUGCUGGAGAAUUUUGGGAAAGUGGCCUCUCUGGGGCCUCAGAUUGCCAAACCUGACCUCAUAUCCUGGCUGGAGGAAGAGGAAGAGCUGUUUCUCCUGUUCUCUGACGAACUGGAGGGAUUUAUAGGAGGUGAGUGCAAGUCAGCAAAUAAAAGAAAAGAAGAUAUGUAUCUGCAGCAGAAAGAGAACACAGAAGAUUGCAAUGCAGUGAGGAAGGAAGAGGAAAAAUACUCACCAAGGACUAGUUCCAGUCUUUUACAAGGUGAUAUCUCUCAUGAAAUGCCACUAAUUCAAAAACUGUACAGAGGUGGCUAUUGGAACGAGAGCACUGUAAAUGAGGAAUAUUUUCCUGAAAAACCAAACAUUGAUGUUCAUUGGAACAAGUAUACCAGGACAAGAGUAAGGGAAUCACUGGAGUGUGAAAAAGCCAUUGAUCAGACAAACAAUCUUAAUUCUCAUCAAAGAAUUCACACAGGGGAGAAAAUGUACAAAUGCCUGGAGUGUGGAAAAUGCUUUACUGUGAAAGGGUCCCUUACUUCCCAUCAAAGAAUUCAUACAGGGGAGAAACCAUACAAAUGCCUGGAGUGUGGAAAAUGUUUUACUGUGAAAGGGUCCCUUACUUCCCAUCAAAGAAUUCAUACAGGGGAGAAACCAUACAAAUGCCUGGAGUGUGGAAAAAGCUUUGGUGUGAGAAGACACCUUUUUUACCAUCAAAGAAAUCACACUGGGGAGAAACCGUACAAAUGCCUGGAAUGUGGAAAAGGAUUCAGUCAGAAAGGAACCUUUACUUCCCAUCAAAGAAUUCAUACAGGGGAGAAACCGUACAAAUGCCUGGAGUGUGGAAAAUGCUUUACUGUGAAAGGGUCCCUGAAAGCCCAUCAAAUAAUUCAUACAGGGGAGAAACCGUACAAAUGCCUGGAGUGUGGAAAAAGCUUCAGUGUGAAAGGACACCUUUUUUCCCAUCAAAGUAAUCACACUGGGGAGAAACCGUACAAAUGCCUGGAAUGUGGGAAAGGAUUCAGUCAGAGGCGACACCUUACUAUCCAUCAAAGAAUUCAUACAGGGGAGAACCUGUACAAAUGCCUGGAGUGUGGAAAAUGCUUUCCUGAGAAAUGGUCCUUUAAUUCUCAUAAAAGAAUUCACACAGGGGAGAAACCGUACAGAUGCCUGGAGUGUGGAAAAUGCUUUACUGUGAAAGGGUCCCUUACUUCCCACCAAAGAAUUCAUACAGGAGAGAACCCAUACAAAUGCCUGGAGUGUGGAAAAUGCUUUACUGUUAAAUGGUCCCUUACUACCCAUCAAAGAAUUCACACAGGGGAGAAACCAUACAAAUGCCUGGAGUGUGGAAAAUGCUUUACUGUGAAAGGGUCCCUUACUUGCCAUCAAAGAAUUCAUACAAGGGAGAAACCAUAAAAAUGCUUGGAGUGUGGAAAAUGCUUUACUGUGAAAGGGUCCCUUAAUUCCCAUCAAAUAAUUUGUACAGGGGAGAACCUGUACAAAUGCCUGGAGUGUGGAAAAAACUCCAGUCUGAGAGGACACCUUUCUUCCCAUCAAAAGAAUCACACUGGGCAGAAAUCGUACAAAUGCCUGGAAUGUGGGAAAUGCUUCAGUAAGAAAGAAAACCUUUCUUCCCAUCAAAGAAUUCACGAUGGGGAGAAACUGCACAAAUGCCUAGAGUGUGGAAAAAGUUUCAGACACAGUGGAGACUGCCUGAAGAUGUUGAUAUUCUUCCUAGGACAUAUACAGACCAUAACCCUUUGCUGUUGAAAAUAACCGAUAUAUCAAAGAAAUUCACAUGGAGGUUGAAUGUUCAGUUGUUGAAUAAUAGACAAUUUUUGCAAGAUGUAAAGUAAGAAAUGAAACCUUAUUUUUCAACAAAAUAUAAACUCUGAAACACAUAACGAGAAUUGUUUGGGAUGCGAGUAAAACUUAUUUUAGAGGACUGGUGAUAAGAUUUGUGGCUAAACAGAGAUAAGAGACGAGACAAUGCUAUCAAGAGAGAAUGGAUGCUUUGGAGAAAAUGAGAAAGGCUUGAAAAUGGACCCUUGAAACGCAAGUCUAAAAUGUAAUAUUAAAAUUUUUCAAAACCAAAUUAAUUUAUUAUCAUUGGAAGAAAUCACUAAAAAUGUUAAAUUUGCUAAACAAAAAUUAUUUUGAAGAUGCAAAUAAAUCAGGGUGGUGGCUAGCUUAUAAACUUAGAAAGGAAAGAGAAAAGAGACUGGUUCAUGCCCUAUAUGAUGAUGCAAAGAGAGAAGACUCAAAAUGAAGAACUAAAGAAAAUGGUGGAAUCCUUCCACAAACAAUUAUAUGGGAAUAUGAAAAUAUCAAGGGAAGAUCAAAAACCGUAUUUACAAAAGCAAGAUCUCCCCAAGCUAUCCCAGAAAAGUAAGAGAUGUCUUAAUGACCCUGUAAUGAUUUGAAGUCAAUGGGUGCAUGUGUCUUUAAAUGCCUGGUUUGAGCUAGGUGAAGAGUGGGGGCGAGAGAGGGAAGAGUGAGUGAUAUGAUUGGUUGAGGACUGAGAGUGUGGGCGGAGUGAAGGCAGUUUAGACUGGGAGUGAAGAGAGAAAAGCUUCAGUCAGAAGAAGGCAGGCUAGCUGCGUGCUGCCUGAAUAUGUUGAAGUGUUUUAUGAGAUAAAUAUAACCUGUGUGGAACCUGAACUGAGCAUGUUUGUGAAAGGACACUCAGUCAGGGAAAGAGAGGCCAGCUGUGUGCUGCCUGAGCAGGUUCAAUAUUUCUGUGAAUAAGAGUCAGAGAGGCUGGCUGUGUGCUGCCUGAGGAGUUUUAAGCAUUUCCGUGAGAGAAAUAUUGAGUUAGAGAAAGAGGCUAACUGUGUUUGAAGCCUUGGAAGAGAUCUGUGCGAAUGAGAGUAAAUGAAGUAACUUUAAGAACCGAGAACUACUUUUAUGAAACUGAUAUGCUUCUUAACUAAAUAAAAGUUUAUUUUUGUUUUGUUAUA
Eublepharis macularius is the source of this 3219-nucleotide messenger RNA. RefSeq names its product zinc finger protein 501-like. Gene Ontology annotation, molecular function: DNA-binding transcription factor activity; RNA polymerase II cis-regulatory region sequence-specific DNA binding. NCBI's taxonomy places the organism in Eukaryota, Metazoa, Chordata, Lepidosauria, Squamata, Eublepharidae. The transcript is spliced from 5 exons. The record is from RefSeq and is a predicted model, not a curated record. The coding region runs from base 155 to 1675 and encodes 506 amino acids. Gene Ontology annotation, biological process: regulation of transcription by RNA polymerase II.